UGAAACUAUAUUGUCAUUUAACNGAGGAGGAAGCNAGNAAAUGUUACGAAUGCCUUUGGACUUUUUCAGAGCGAGACAUUGGAUUCAUAAGUUUGGGUGUAUUACAGCAAGUGGGUAUCGANGAGACUUUUUUGCAAGUCAAGGUUCUUGCUGGUUUGAGAAAUUAUGUGAAAAANAAUCCUCAUACUUGAAAGUGUUCUAUUUUCCUUCUCAAAAAUAAAUAUUCAUAUCUUGUG
Galdieria sulphuraria is the source of this 236-nucleotide messenger RNA. Its product is annotated as archaeal ATPase / transposase. Lineage: Eukaryota; Rhodophyta; Bangiophyceae; Galdieriales; Galdieriaceae. The record is from RefSeq and is a predicted model, not a curated record. The transcript has a single exon. The annotation marks the transcript as partial.